ACUAUGAGAUGAUAACGAAAUCCAAAUAAAAAAUAACGAUGACAAUAAGUACUGAAAACCCCAGCUGCGCUGCUUCCCGUGGACGCCAUUGAAGAGCGUGUUUGAUUUUCCUCCCUUUCCUUCUUAAGUACUCUUUGAAACCUUUUCAAGCCCUAAUUUCCUAUUGCUCAAUCAUUGUCACCUCUCCAUUUUUCAGUGUCUGCUAUCCAGCUCGCGAUGGCAGAUCUCAAGGCCAGAACCGACAUUUCAUUCGCUGAAGCAUUCUUGUGCAGUGCUUUCGCUGCCUGUUUCGCUGAGUUCUGUACCAUUCCUUUGGACAUUGCUAAAGUUAGGCUUCAGCUCCAAAGGAAAACAGGUUCAACAGAUGGAGUGACUUUGCCUAAAUAUAGAGGUUUGUUGGGUACAAUUGCUACUAUUGCUAGGGAGGAAGGUUUAUCAGCACUAUGGAAAGGCAUUAGUGCGGGAUUGCAUCGCCAAUUCAUUUAUGGAGGCUUAAGGAUUGGAUUAUAUGAACCUGUUAAAAUUUGUCUUGUUGGUGGUGAUUUUGUUGGAGACAUUCCUUUAUGCCAUAAGAUACUAGCAGCCUUGUUGACUGCUAAUCCUACUGAUCUUGUCAAAGUUCGGCUUCAAGCUGAGGGAAAAUUGCCUGCUGGGGUACCUAAGCGUUAUUCUGGAGCUUUGGAUGCUUAUCUUACCAUAGGGAGACAGGAAGGACUACAUGCUUUGUGGACUGGCCUCGGACCUAACAUUGUGCGUAGUGCUAUUAUAAAUGCUGCUGAAUUAGCCAGUUAUGAUGAAGUGAAACAGGUAAUUUUGCAAAUUCCUGGGUUCAUGGACAAUGCUUUUACUCAUCUCCUAGCGGGUAUUGGUGCAGGUCUUUUUGCAGUCUGUAUUGGUUCUCCCAUUGACGUGGUAAAAUCUAGGAUGAUGGGAGAUUCAACCUAUAAAAGCACCCUUGAUUGUUUUAUCAAGACUUUGAAAAAUGAGGGCUUUUCUGCCUUCUAUAAGGGGUUCCUGCCAAAUUUUAGUCGGCUGGGAUCUUGGAAUGUGGUUAUGUUUUUAACUCUUGAGCAAGCAAAGAAGUUAGUCAGAGGGGAGGUAUCCUAUGACUGAUAUUGAGAUUGGGAAGGAAGAAGACAGUUUUGCUUAUUGAUUGCCUCUUCUAUUGCAGCAGCUUUCUUGCACAGAAAAAUAAGGUAAAACUCUGCAGAUAUUCUUUUCCACAUUCAUUAUAUCUAUCUACCCAUUCAAAGAUAUCUACGAACCAGAUGUCCAAGAAGCUGUAAUUGCUCACUUUUACCUGGAAUUAAAACUGUUUCCUCCCUGUCCUAUCUGAUGUCAUAUGUAUAGUGCUGUAUUAUGGUCUAUGUUAGAGACUCUUCUUGUGUUUGCCAAGAAAGAUAAUAUAAUAUAAUAUAAUGAUUAAUGUAGAGUUGGUUAGACUGCCCUGCA
This is a messenger RNA of Tripterygium wilfordii, 1452 nucleotides long. RefSeq names its product mitochondrial uncoupling protein 2-like. NCBI's taxonomy places the organism in Eukaryota, Viridiplantae, Streptophyta, Magnoliopsida, Celastrales, Celastraceae. The record is from RefSeq and is a predicted model, not a curated record. Gene Ontology annotation, biological process: mitochondrial transmembrane transport; mitochondrial transport. The transcript is spliced from 9 exons. The coding region runs from base 217 to 1113 and encodes 298 amino acids. Gene Ontology annotation, molecular function: oxidative phosphorylation uncoupler activity. Gene Ontology annotation, cellular component: mitochondrial membrane.